AUGUCAUCCUACGAGCCUGCUCCUCCAGCCUUCGACGAGCCCUCUCUGUCCUUCGACGAGCCCUCUCCGGCCCUUGACAAACCAGCUCCUGCCCCCCCAACAUAUUUCAGUCCACAAAUCCCUACCUGCCAGCACAGAAUCCCCCAAGAAUAUUUUUUGGGGGGCCAUAUACCUGAGAAACAUCAUGACAAACCUGGAGAAAAACCUUUGAGUCACUCAAAGACUAAAAAGACACUUUUAAACAAAAGAAGAGCCAAGAAAUCUACAACCUGCACUCAGUGUGGGAAGAGUUUAUCAACCAAACGAAGUCUUGGUGUUCACAUGAAGAUCCACACCGGAGAGAAGCCGUUCACAUGUGAUCAGUGUGGGAAGAGUUUCAUGCUAUCACAACAACUGAAAAGACACAUGAAGAUCCACACCGGAGAGAGGCCGUUCAUGUGUGAUCAAUGUGAAAAGAGCUUCCAAUACAAACGUAGUCUUGAGAUUCACAUGAAGAUCCACACUGGAGAGAAGCUGUUCAAGUGUGAUCAAUGUGGCAAAACAUUUUUUACCUUAUCAAACCUGAAGACACACAUGUCAGUUCAUAUGAAGCAGAAGCCAUAUUUAUGUUUUGUGUGUGAAAAGAGUUUUUCACGGCUGCAAACUUUACAAGCACAUCAGAAAACACACACCGGUGUGAGAGAGUACAUGUGCUUUGAGUGUGAGAAGACUUUUAUUAGAGGGAGUGAUUUAAAACAACACCAGAGAAUUCACACUGGAGAAAAACCUUAUGAGUGUUUACAUUGUGACAAGAGAUUCAGUCUGUCAGCACAUCUGAAAAGACACAAGAGGAUCCACACUGGAGAAAAACCUUACAAGUGUUCACACUGUGACAAGAGAUUCAAUUGUUCAGCAUCUCUGAAAAGACAUGAGAGGAUCCACAUUGGAGAAAAACCUUACAAGUGUUCACACUGUGACAAGAGAUUCAGUCUGUCAUCACCUCUUAAAAUACAUGAGAGGAUCCACACUGGAGAAAAACCUUACAAGUGUUCACAGUGUGACAAGAGAUUCAGUGUGUCAGAAAUUCUGAAAAGACAUGAGAGGAUCUACACUGGAGAAAAACCUUACAAGUGUUCACAGUGUGACAAGAGAUUCAGUGUGUCAAAUUCUGAAAAGACAUGAGAAGAUACACAGCAGAAAGACGCCACACACAUAAGACUGGAGAAACUGGAAGAUAGGGCUACUCUCUGAGAAAACAAAGUAAAUUAACAUUUGAACUCUCUUGUAAAAUUAGCAUCCCCAACCCAAGACGCAAUCACCUCAAUAUUGUCUUAAUUUACAUUUCUUUCCCUUUGUCGCCUCUUCCCCCAUCUCUUCUCCCCCCACGCUGAGAUCAUCUGAAAUUCAUAUACAUGUUUGGUAUAAUUUGAAAUGUCUCAGUGUGACUGGUAAGAGGUCUCAUUCCCACAGAGGUUAACCCAAAGGUAAUAAAGGUUUUAAGAGUUUAGAGAUAUUUUGCUUUCUGUGGAGGGUGAAUCCUCUGCCAAUUGGUCUUCCAUGCAAAUUGUCCUAUUCUUCUAAGUUUGGGUCAAUUGGGAGUUUUAUGGAGUGUUUUAUGGAGUCUUGUUCUCAUCUAUCUCUGGAUCUACCGCUACCUGGUCUGGAUGCUGACCAACAUCUUAGUCUUCUAAAUUCUGCCUGGCUCGAUUGUUGUUUAAAGACGUCUAUCAGCCUAUCAGUCUGCUGCUAAGUCUGCUAAGGCUACUUAUUUUUCUGAUUUAAGGCAAGACACGGCAGGUGAAAACAUUGUUUUUUCAUGCAGUGGUCACUUUUGAGAUUUUGGGCCAGUUUGCUCCCUUAACAUGUAAGCUUUCAUGUCAAAAUAAAAAAUAUGUCAACAUUACACAUUAAGGUGGUUAUUUCAUUAUAUUUUGUCAACUUGCGCCUUUAGAUUUCUAUCGGAAAUCACCAAAAGUUAGCAUUCUAACGCGAGCUCCCGUGCCGUCUCCAUUCACAGAAACAUGUCAUGCUUCGUAUCAUUGUAAAGCUC
This is a messenger RNA of Megalobrama amblycephala (Wuchang bream), 2029 nucleotides long. RefSeq names its product gastrula zinc finger protein XlCGF52.1-like. Gene Ontology annotation, biological process: regulation of transcription by RNA polymerase II. Gene Ontology annotation, molecular function: RNA polymerase II cis-regulatory region sequence-specific DNA binding; DNA-binding transcription factor activity, RNA polymerase II-specific. The coding region runs from base 1 to 1161 and encodes 386 amino acids. The record is from RefSeq and is a predicted model, not a curated record. The transcript has 3 exons. Lineage: Eukaryota; Metazoa; Chordata; Actinopteri; Cypriniformes; Xenocyprididae. Gene Ontology annotation, cellular component: nucleus.